Athene cunicularia (burrowing owl) is the source of this 6561-nucleotide messenger RNA. RefSeq names its product ATPase secretory pathway Ca2+ transporting 2 (gene ATP2C2). Gene Ontology annotation, biological process: calcium ion transmembrane transport; manganese ion transport; intracellular calcium ion homeostasis. Gene Ontology annotation, molecular function: ATP hydrolysis activity; P-type calcium transporter activity; ATP binding. Gene Ontology annotation, cellular component: endoplasmic reticulum; Golgi membrane; plasma membrane. Lineage: Eukaryota; Metazoa; Chordata; Aves; Strigiformes; Strigidae. The transcript is spliced from 27 exons. The coding region runs from base 294 to 3125 and encodes 943 amino acids. The record is from RefSeq and is a predicted model, not a curated record.
UGCACGCACGUAGGGCCACCUCAGUCCUCUCUCAGCCACAGUCUUAAACACCGAGAGGCUUCUCCUGGCAGGGUUUUAGGGGCGAAGCACCCUGCGUUGCUGCUGGAAGGGCGCGCAGCCUCCCUCCGGCACCUGCGGCCGAAGGCGUGACUUGGCGGCAGGUGAAGGCUGCCUCUCCCUGCCUGUAACCAUAGCCCCGUGCUUGCUGGGGAAUUCGAGCCAGUGCUGCCAGCAGCAGCGGGUGGCACCAUCCCGGUGGCUCCCGGGGCGCUUCCCACCACUGCACAGUGAAGAUGGUAGAAGGAGGUUUCGCCAAACUCUUCCAGAAAAAGUCGUUUUUCCGCUUCGUGCAGAAAUAUCAGCCCCUUGGAAGCGGCGAGCCGGAAGAGGAGACCCAUGAGGAGUGUGAGCUGAAAAUAAUCGAGCAGGAGAAGGAGGUGACAGUUCUGCCCCCGAAGGACGCAUGUAAAUGCCAUAAAGAAGACUUGGCAAAAGCUUUAAAUGUUGACUUACAAACUGGACUCUCUGAGUUUUCUGUGCUACAGCGCAGAUUAAAACAUGGCUGGAAUGAAUUUUCAGUAGAGAAUCCAGAACCGAUAUGGAAGAAAUAUCUAGACCAGUUUAAAAAUCCCCUCAUUCUCUUGUUGCUGGCUUCCGCUUUAGUAAGUGUCAUCACAAAAGAAUACGAGGACGCUGCAAGCAUCGCCAUGGCAGUGCUCAUCGUGGUCACCGUGGCCUUCAUCCAGGAAUAUCGCUCAGAAAAAUCUCUGGAAGAACUUAACAAGCUGGUGCCUCCUGAGUGCAACUGCCUAAGGGAAGGAAAACUCCAGCAUCUUCUAGCGCGAGAGCUUGUGCCUGGAGAUAUCAUAUAUCUGUCUGUUGGUGACAGGGUUCCUGCAGACCUCAGGCUGAUAGAGGUUACAGAUCUGCUGGUGGAUGAAUCCAGUUUUACUGGAGAGGCUGAGCCUUGCAACAAGACUGACAGUGUAUUAGUGGAAGCUGGAGACAUAACCACGCUGAGCAAUGUUGUUUUCAUGGGGACCCUGGUGCGGUAUGGAAAGGGAAAAGGUGUAGUUAUUGGGACGGGUGAAAAUUCGCAGUUUGGAGAAGUGUUCAAAAUGAUGCAAGCUGAAGAGACUCCCAAAACACCUCUCCAGAAAAGCAUGGACAGACUGGGGAAGCAACUCACUCUUUUCUCCUUUGGCAUAAUUGGUUUGAUAAUGCUCAUUGGCUGGUUACAAGGGAAGCAUCUCCUCAGCAUGUUCACAAUUGGAGUUAGCCUGGCGGUGGCUGCCAUCCCAGAGGGCCUUCCCAUCGUGGUCACCGUCACGCUGGUGCUGGGCGUUCUCCGGAUGGCCAAGAAAAGGGUGAUUGUGAAGAAGCUGCCCAUAGUAGAAACCUUAGGUUGCUGCAAUGUCAUCUGCUCAGAUAAGACAGGCACUCUGACAGCCAACGAGAUGACGGUGACUCGGCUUGUGACUUCGGAUGGGUUCCAGGCAGAGGUCAGCGGGGUGGGCUACAAUGGAGAAGGAAACGUUUAUCUUCUGCCAUCAAAGGAGAUCCUUAAAGAAUUUUCCAAUGUCUCAGUUGGGAAACUAGUGGAGGCUGGCUGUGUAGUCAAUAAUGCCAUUAUCAGGAAAAAUAGUGUAAUGGGACAGCCCACAGAAGGAGCUCUCAUUGCCCUUGCAAUGAAGAUGCAACUCGCUGACAUAAAAGAUAUUUAUGUAAGAAAGAAGGAAAUUCCAUUUAGCUCUGAGCAGAAGUGGAUGGCUGUGAAAUGCACGCUGAAAACUCAGGACCAGGAAGAUAUUUACUUCAUGAAAGGAGCAUUUGAAGAAGUCAUUCAAUAUUGCACCCUUUAUAACAGUGGUGGCAUCUCGUUACCACUUACACCCCAGCAGAAAGCCUUCUACCAGCAGGAAGAAAAACGAAUGGGCUCCUCAGGUCUACGGGUUCUUGCUUUGGCCUCAGGUCCAGAACUUGGCAAACUCACAUUUUUAGGUCUGGUUGGAAUAAUUGAUCCCCCGAGGGCUGGAGUGAGAGAAGCUGUUCAAGUCCUUUUUGAGUCUGGUGUAUCAGUAAAGAUGAUAACUGGAGAUGCCCUGGAAACUGCUGUGGCUAUAGGACAGAAUAUUGGUCUCUGCAAUGGGAAGCUGAAAGCCAUGUCUGGGGAAGAGCUGGACCAAUUGGCAGAGGCAGAGUUAUCAUCCACUGUCAAAAACGUUUCCAUUUUCUUCAGAACAAGUCCAAAGCAUAAACUAAAAAUCAUAAAGGCUUUGCAGAAGGCUGGCGCCAUCGUGUCAAUGACAGGAGAUGGUGUUAACGAUGCCGUGGCCCUUAAAUCUGCCGAUAUCGGGAUUGCCAUGGGACGAGCUGGUACAGACGUCAGCAAAGAGGCUGCCAACAUGAUUCUUGUCGACGAUGACUUCUCAACAGUAAUGAAUGCAAUAGAAGAGGGAAAGGGAAUAUUUUACAACAUAAAAAAUUUUGUCCGGUUCCAGUUGAGCACGAGCAUUUCAGCUUUGAGCCUAAUUACUCUGUCAACAGUGCUCAACCUACCAAAUCCACUCAAUGCUAUGCAGAUCUUAUGGAUCAACAUCAUCAUGGAUGGGCCACCAGCCCAGAGCUUGGGAGUUGAACCUGUUGACAAGGAUACUAUCAAACAGCCACCCCGAUGUAUCACGGAUACUAUACUCAGCAAAUCUUUGAUCCUGAAAAUCUUCAUGUCAGCUAUAAUUAUCAUCAGUGGAACCCUCUUUGUCUUCUGGAAGGAGAAUCCCAAAAGUGGCAUAACUCCUCGAACCACAACAAUGACAUUUACCUGUUUUGUGUUUUUUGACCUCUUCAACGCCCUGACGUGCCGCUCUCAGACAAAGCUGAUAUUUGAAAUCGGCUUUUUUCGAAACCGCAUGUUUCUGUAUUCUGUGCUUGGGUCAUUUUUGGGACAGCUGGCUGUUAUAUACAUCCCUCCGUUACAAAAGAUUUUCCAGACAGAGAAUUUAGGAGUGCUAGACCUGCUCUUUCUCACCGGACUGGCUUCCUCAGUUUUCAUUGUCUCCGAGUUCGUCAAACUCUGUGAAAAACGCUGCUGCCAACCGAAGCACACAAAGGCGUGUCCUAAGUGAGGCAAACUUCCUCUAAAGAUAUACUUGGAUCGGAGCUGUGAUGCUGGAUAAUUCAAAUGCACCGACACCACACAUCCCUUCUGAAGACACUCGAGUGAAUCUGUACCGACAGUCCUUCUCACACCAGUCUGUUCCCUCCACAUGCUCCACCCAAGCUGUCUGAGCUGUCUACAGAAACCUCCGGAGCGGCUCCUGUUUUAAACCAAGAUCAGGUAUAUUUUUAUAACAUUGAUCCAUAUGUCAAGAAUGCUAUGAUAGUCCCAGAAAAAAUAACAGUUUCACACCUGUACAGAAAAAUCUAUUGUGCAUAAACUGAAAUUUUAUUUAUUUAAAUCAAAAUGAUUUUUAUUAAUAAAAUCUGCAUUUUAAAAUGUUACUGACAGGUAUCUGAAUGAGAGUCUUGAUUUGACCCAUCCUUUUAUACUAAAUUAGAAGAACUGGAAAAGACCUGUCUUCACUAGCACUUCCUUUCCUUAUAGCCAAUCUGUGUUUCUAGACUCCCAGAUACGGAGCCACGAUUCAGCAAGACUCGAGGAAACUGUGGCGGAGAUGUCAAACAAAGAGUAGAGAGCUAAAGUGCCAACCCCUGGCUGUCAGCUUUUGCUGGACACUGCACUGGUAUUUUUGUACCUGUGUGACUAACAGGACCAAAGCAGAAGUGAUUCUAUCUGGUGCACAGGAGUGGAUGGAUUUAAUGGGGAAGGGACUCACUUUCACAGGCGCAUGAGGACACAGAUGACUCGUGUACACAGCAGGGAUGUUCAGCUCUGCAGCUGGGAUCAACAGCUGCAUGAAAGUGACUGAGAGCUGGUUGGGUCAUAGCUAAACCCACCGCUGACAAAUGCUUGCUGGACAGUUUUAGAUGCACAAACACAAAACACAGAUUGCUUAAUCGUUAGGUUCAGGAAAAAAAAAAAUAAUAAAUGUUGAGUCUCCUCCAAGGCAAUCUUUUAUAUUUAAAGAACAAUUCUGAAUAACCCCAUCUGCUGGUUGGAUCAGUAGUGUCCUAGGAAAUAAGGCUUCGCUGAUACAUUUGCUCUAAGUGCCAUAGUGUCAGUUUUCUUCUUGCCCCAGCUUAACACCUUCAGUUCAAAGUGAAGAUGAAUGCUCUCAGAUACAGACUUGUCAAAACCCACAACUUCAGAGGUCAAAAUGCUAUGCUGAUCCUCACAAGAUGAUGUUUAAACAGGAUUACAUUUUGGAUUCAGAGUCUAAGAAGAACCAGCUAUACUGAUACUUAUUUUAAAUCAAAGAAAACCUGGCUACUGAAAUAUUUUCAGUGAAGAGUAGCUUUGCGUCAUUCACCCUCCCCAGAUAUAGUCUGCAAAGGUGUCUGCUCACUAUGUUUUUUUAAAUCCUUGCAGUCCUAAGAGGAAAGUCUCUGCCUUGUAAUAGAAGGAAAAGAAAGCCUAUUGUCUAUUUUAUGUGUAACCACAGAUAUUGAACUAUUUAUCAUUCCUGUAUGCCAUUCACUUCAAGUAUUUAGUAUGCUUAGUCAGAGCACAAGUGAAGAAUACCUCUAAGACUUACAGUGGGAGUUUGAGAAUGUUAAGACAAAAGCCAGCAUCACCACACUUAGAGCAUCAUGUAUAAUACUUACUUGCUGUCUACACAGCACUCCCUACUUUGUACCAUUAAAAUUCUUAUUAAAAUAUACAGAGAAGAAAAUUAUACAAAAGUAUCAGUAUAAUUGUUUUAAUGCUUACUUUUUUUUUUUUCCUAUGUGUUACAAACUUGGGAGACUAUCAUCUGGUUUAUUUAAGCAAACAGAAGAUAAAAGGACAUUAGUUCAGGCCUUUCACAGCAUACUCCGUACUGGAACGGACAGUAUAUAUGCCCAAUCAUUAGUGCAGGUAGCAUACAAAAUGCAGAGUUGAGUCCUAGGGUGUCUGGCUAGAGUGAUUUCUUCAUGCUCUCCUUUCAAGGCUAAAUUCAUAUUGUUAAAUAAAAUUUUAAAAAACGGGAUCUACAUUAAGGCACAAGUGCAGAUUAUUCAGAAUAUUCAAACCUGGCUCCCUAAUGAAAAACAUCAGGUAGAAAAAAAAUCAGACCACAUACAACAAGAUGCUAAGAGAAAAAAUUUGAAGGAAAGCCAGAGGAUCAGGAAUCGCAGUAGUUUUAUAGACUGUUACAACACAUUCUUUUCUCUAAGCUGCACGGAAGAUGAACUCAUGCUAGGACAAAAGGGAUUUGCUACAGUCCUUUUCUUUAGGAGGAAGACUGACAGUCAUACAUACAAAUAACCAAACACAGUUUGCUGAGUUAGAAAUUACAGUGCCUGGUAGAAAUCAGAGUUAUUUUUGACAAGUUAAUUACAUAUAGAAUUAGCAAGGUCAAACUAAUAAUUACUGAUAGAUGUGAACAGAUUCAAGCAGAAAAAGCCCUGAGUAUAAGAGACCUGACAAAACUGGUCUUGACUGGUGAACAGCCAACAAAACAGAGGAAAAACCCCAACCAACUCCUUACAUUUCGACUGCAGGCAUUUUUUUCCAUACUACAGAAAUGAUUCAUUAUAUGGAAAUAAAGCAUACAGCUGUCAUCUUUAAACAUGUUACAGACAUAACCCUGAUUUUUAUUUUCUUUUUACAAGGUAUCUGCAGAUACUAUUCCCAAUUAACUGUGGAUGCUUCUUACUUAAUCCUUUUUAAAGCCUGAUCUUUUACUCCACUCUCAAGGGAGGCUACUGAAGAAGACACCUUCCCCAGAGCAUUUCUGCUGGAGGUAUGGCCCAUUCUUAGGAUAAAUAUGGCUGAAUGACUCCAACGGGUCUGUUCUACAAAGUUUAAAAAAGCAAUAGGCAAAUUUCUGCAAAAACAUCUUAAAUAAAAUGCACUAAAGUGUAGUCAAGUAUUACAAAACUGGAUGCUACAUAUGUAGCAUUCUGGACAUCUUACAGCCCAUAUAGAGUCACUUGCUGAAAAUCUGACUUGGAAAACCUGAAGUUUAAUGCUUUAACUGGAGCAAUGCAAAUUAACAGCAUCCUUCAUAUGGAAUCACUUGGAUUAUUCUAUGUUUACCAAUGGAAGACAUCAUUACAAUUUGCAAGCUUCACUAAUUUUACUGCAUGAAAAUAAGUAUGUUGAGGUAUAAGAGCCUUAAUCAGUGUCCUGAACAGUCUUUACAUAAAUACGCAUCAAUUCUCCAAGUCAGUAAGCCCUACUGUCAAUAACUUCUUUUGGUUUUAAUUCUGUAUGCAGAGAGGAUCUAUCGGGAAUGCUAGCAAAUUCACAAUCAGCUAGAACUUAGAGAUGUCUAAUGAUUAAGUACCUGAUUAAUUUUUCUGUCCUUCCCAAACAAAACCUUUCAGGCAGGAUAUUGUAUUGGACCUAAAGUACAAGGCUUAAGCUUCAUCCAAGAUAAUUAGGUAAAUGUAAGGAAAAAAAAAAAAAAAAGAGGAAAAAAUAUCCUGUCCAAGGAACAUUAACACUCAGGAGAA